Messenger RNA from Serpula lacrymans var. lacrymans S7.9, 486 nucleotides. RefSeq lists its product as uncharacterized. Lineage: Eukaryota; Fungi; Basidiomycota; Agaricomycetes; Boletales; Serpulaceae. The record is from RefSeq and is a predicted model, not a curated record. The transcript has 4 exons. The coding region runs from base 1 to 486 and encodes 161 amino acids.
AUGCAGAUUCGAAUUGCUGUUUAUUCGUCGGACGCCUUAGGAAGUCGUUUCUCCGUCUUGGAGGCAGUCAUGCCAGAUUACUUUGUUAUCGCGCUUAUGGCGCACAUGCUUCGUCGUGGAAGAACCAUGAACCGGCCUGUGCAGGAUCUCCGGGAAAUCACAUCUAAAUUCGUCAAGGCCAUAGAAUUAUCGCUGAAGUGGAUCUUUGAAGACUUGUCUCUAGGAGGAAAUACGUACAAGACUUUUAUGACCAGGGCUAGAAAAGGGGGCAAGAAGAUACCGCGGAACAUUCGCAUUCAGAACUUCCGAUUCCCUGACUAUGGCAACUUCAAUGCAUGGAUCCCUGGGAUAUCCCGUACUCGUGGGACAGAGCAGUCACUCCUGAUGUCCUUCACGCGAGCCGUUAGAAGACACCCUUUUGGAUGGCGUCGAAGGAAAUGUCGUGCUCUCUCACGGAAGUUGCGGGACGUAGAGGCAUUCUUCUGA